Messenger RNA from Danaus plexippus (monarch butterfly), 2152 nucleotides. RefSeq names its product glutamate receptor ionotropic, kainate glr-3 (gene Ir68a). The record is from RefSeq and is a predicted model, not a curated record. Gene Ontology annotation, molecular function: glutamate-gated receptor activity. Bases 1 to 2115 code for a protein of 704 amino acids. NCBI's taxonomy places the organism in Eukaryota, Metazoa, Arthropoda, Insecta, Lepidoptera, Nymphalidae. Gene Ontology annotation, cellular component: membrane. The transcript has 7 exons.
AUGACGUUCCUGUUCCUACCGUCGCGGGCUUUAGGAGAGGUGUAUACACAGGUCGCGUAUAGAUUAAGUUAUACAUUGUGUACAGUUAAAACACCUCUUAUUCUUAGAACGAGGGCGGACACUAGUCGUAUUAUAAAAAAUAUAGAGAUUAGUAAAGAUUUGCAAGAUCUCGUCGCGGAUUUGAUAAACUAUUUGGUAAGAAGAGAUGACGUCACCUGCCUCACAGUUGUAUCUGAUCCCGUGUAUUUGAACGUCUUCGAAGGUGCUUUGUUUAAAGGAAUAUACACAGUGCCGAAUAUUAUGAUAGUUGUCGAGGAGCGUGAAGACCUGUUAUCUCCAAACUUCAAUACACUCGAAUCUUUACGACAAGCGCGAAAUGAUGGCUGCAAUGUCUACCUUAUCAUCCUGGCUAAUGGACUCCAAGUGACAAGAUUGUUAAAAUUCGGUUAUAAAUACCGUCUCCUGGAUACCAGAGCGAAGUAUAUAAUGCUGCAUGAUGUAAGACUCUUUCAUAGCGCUAAUCAUUAUCUCUGGAAGAGUAUUGUGAACGUUAUAUUUCUAAAAUAUCAUAGCAAAGUAAUAGGGGAUGUAAAAAGCAAGGCGUGGUUUGAUCUCUCCACAGUUCCGUUUCCCAAUAUUAUCAAAGAAAUAUUCAUACCACGUCGUGUCGACAUUUGGAGAAGGAAUAAAUUUCAUUACGGCAGAGACCUAUUCGCCGAUAAAACUGGCAAUCUCUAUGAUGAAGUACUAAAUGUGGUCUACGUUGAUCACGUGCCUUCAGUAGUCGUUACCAAGUCCAAUGCUACAAAUAAAGUAGGAGGCGUCGAGAUAGAGAUUCUCAAAACCUUAGCUCAGAAAAUGCAUUUUAAACCAAAGUUAUACGAACCAAUCAAUGUCGAAUCCCAGAAAUGGGGUCACAAACAAGAUAACGGUUCAUUUUCUGGUCUCCUCGGUGAAAUGGUUAACAGCGGCGCUGAUGUUGCCCUUGGAAAUUUGCAAUAUACCCCUUCCCAUCUUGAAAUGACUGAUUUGAGCAUACCGUACACGUCUCAAUGCUGGACAUUUCUCACACCAGAAGCCUUAACUGAUAAUUCUUGGAAAACCCUGAUUUUGCCGUUUAAAUUGAACAUGUGGAUCGCAGUUUUAUUGGUUUUACUUGUAACGGGUUCCAUAUUUUAUGGUCUAGCUAUAUACUACAUGAACCUUUUAAAUUAUAAAGGUGUUUCUGAAGGUUUCGAAGCCAACGACCGUAAAAUGUCAUAUACAAAACCUGUUGGGCUUUAUUUGUUCGGUGAAAUAUCAAAUAGUAUCCUUUAUACUUACGGAAUGUUGGUUGUUGUAUCUUUACCGAAGCUACCAACGGGCUGGUCCAUUCGUCUACUUACUGGAUGGUACUGGCUGUAUUGUAUCUUGUUAGUCGUGUCUUAUAGAGCUAGUAUGACCGCCAUUUUAGCUAAUCCAACACCCAGAGUCACUAUAGACACAUUACAAGAAUUGGUAGACAGCAAAAUAGCAUGCGGCGGCUGGGGGAGUGAAACAAAGAAAUUCUUCCUAGAAUCUCUAGAUGAAAUGGGCCAGAAAAUCGGUGAAAUGUUCGAAAAUGUCGAUGACCCCGAACAAGCCACGAACAAAAUAGCUCAAGGCAUCUUUGCUUAUUAUGACAGCGAGAAUUUUCUAAAAUACUUAACCGUUAAACGGAAGAACAUGGUGUUGAUGACGUCACCAGAAAACAACACAAGAGACAGAAACCUUCAUAUAAUGAAGGAUUGCGUCGUUAACAUACCGAUAUCGAUCGGCUUCCACAAGAACUCCCCGCUGAAGCCGCUGGCAGAUGUUUACUUGAGACGAAUAGUAGAGGUCGGACUCGUGGAAAAAUGGCUUAAUGACGCCAUGUAUAAGAUAAGAACACGAGAAAAAAACGAAGAGGAAGUUAAGGCUUUGAUAAAUUUGAAGAAGCUCUACUGUGCUUUCGUGGCUCUAAGUAUAGGAUACACUUUAAGCUCGAUAUGCCUGUUUUUGGAGUUCAUGCAUUGGCAUUUUGUUGUCAAAAGGGAUCCAGGGUUUGACAAAUAUGCCAUGAAUGAAUAUUACAUGCACAAGAAUAAAAAGAAGUAAUACUAAUUAAAAUGUUUAAUAUCAAUAGUAUCAGUAC